Oncorhynchus keta (chum salmon) is the source of this 1418-nucleotide messenger RNA. RefSeq names its product somatostatin receptor type 5 (gene sstr5). Bases 21 to 1283 code for a protein of 420 amino acids. The transcript is spliced from 6 exons. The record is from RefSeq and is a predicted model, not a curated record. Gene Ontology annotation, biological process: cellular response to glucocorticoid stimulus; regulation of insulin secretion; neuropeptide signaling pathway. Lineage: Eukaryota; Metazoa; Chordata; Actinopteri; Salmoniformes; Salmonidae. Gene Ontology annotation, molecular function: somatostatin receptor activity; neuropeptide binding. Gene Ontology annotation, cellular component: neuron projection; membrane.
CUACACACCCAACAUCCACAAUGGAGCCUCUGGACAGGACAGGCUGGACACUGCUCUCUGGUGACCCCAACACCUCCACUCCCAACCUGGGGUAUCACUACUCCUACCCUGAUUCUGGUCCUGCAACCCCGUCCUUCCCCUCCCCAUCCUUGUUCCCCAGUUCCUCCUCCAACGUGUCCAGUCAGAGCGUCCCGUUCCAGGGCAGCAGUACCCUGAUGACUGCCGUCAUCUCCCUGAGUGUGUUCGUGGUCGGCCUGAUAGGUAACACCCUGGCCAUCUACGUGGUGCUACGCUACGCCAAGAUGAAGACCGUCACCAACAUCUAUAUCCUGAACCUGGCAGUCGCAGACGAACUCUACAUCCUGGGACUUCCCUUCCUCACCACCCAGAACGUUCUCUCCUACUGGCCGUUCGGCUCCUUCCUGUGUCGUGUGCUGAUGACCGCUGACUCCAUGAGCCAGUUCACCUCCAUCUUCUGCCUGACCGUGAUGUCUAUCGACCGCUACCUGGCCGUGGUCCACCCCAUACGGUCUACAACAUGGCGGCGACCGCGAGUGGCGAAGGUGGUGAGCGCCGCGGUGUGGGCGUUGUCGUUGGUGGUCGUCCUGCCCGUGGUCGUGUUCUCUGGCGUUCAGGACACGUUCAACUCGUGUAACAUUAGCUGGCCGGAGCCGCAGGAUGUCUGGUCGACCGUGUUUAUCCUGUACACGGCUACGCUGGGGUUCUUCGGACCACUCCUGGUCAUCUGUCUCUGCUACCUGCUCAUCGUGGUUAAGGUGAAGUCUUCAGGUGUGCGGGCGGGCUUCACCAAGCGCCGGCGGUCAGAGCGCAAGGUGACCCGUAUGGUGGUGAUCAUCGUGGUGGUCUUCGUCCUCUGCUGGCUCCCCUUCUUCAUCAUCAACAUCAUCAACCUCAUCAUCAUCAUCCCAGAGUCCUCCGUGACCGCCGGAGUCUACUUCUUCUCUGUCAUCCUGUCCUAUGUUAACUCCUGUGCCAACCCUCUGCUCUAUGGCUUCCUGUCAGACAACUUCAGACAGAGCUUCAGAAAGGUUCUGUGCGUGCGGAAGGCCAACGGCGUGGAGGAUGGUGACCCCAGCGCCCCGAGGAUGGAGAAAACUAGAGAGACGACGAGAGACGACUCCUUCCUGUCGCCUAGGAACCACGAUGGACACAACGGACACACACCACAGAAUAGCCAGGUCGUCCAAUUGGAGCCUUGUGGUAGCCCAGGGGAGAAAACAAGGCCCUCAGGGCCCACUGUGAUUUGCCAGUCCUCGCUUUAAACUCUCCUGAUUGGCCGGUUUGAAGUCUCUCUACCUCUCUUGUGUCUCUGUGUCUCUGUGUCUCUGUGUCUCUCUCUCUCUCUCUCUCGCUCUCUCUCUCUCUCUCUCUCUCUCUCUCUCUCUCUCUCUCUCUCC